AUGGCGCCUCCCACUCCCCAAAAGACCGACGCGCUCGACAUGAAGCCUCGCGAUGCCGAGAUCAUGGUCGCUGCUUUCAAGGCAAUGGUGGAGAACCCCAAGUUCAACUACGACAAGCUCGCCGAGCUCGCGGGCUUCAACGGCAGCGCCUCCGCUAACGUGAGCUGGAACAACGUCCGACGCAAGUACUCUCUCUACCCCAGCGGAGUCAACCCGAGCUCGCCCGCCGCGAAGGGCAAGAACAGUACUCCCCGCAAGCGCAAGGCGGCGGGUUCCAACUCCACUCCUUCCAAGAAGCAGAAGUUCGGCGCGCAUGGCUUCGACAACGCUGUUGAUGACGACUCCGACGCCGACACCAAGGCGAAGAUCGAGAUCAAGGACGACAGCGACGACGACACCAAGAACGGUAUCAAGAACGAGACUAUCAUCAAGGACGACAGCGACGACGAUGUCAAGGAGGUACCGAAGCCGGAGGGAAAGUAG
This is a messenger RNA of Anthostomella pinea, 483 nucleotides long. The record is from the annotation of a GenBank genome assembly. Lineage: Eukaryota; Fungi; Ascomycota; Sordariomycetes; Xylariales; Xylariaceae.